AUGGCUACCUUCACGUACGAUAUCACCUCCUCUGGACCUGCCAACCGUUCUCCCUCACCUCGGCUGCACAUGGAGUACCUCCCGUCGGCGUACACUCCUGAUCCUCGGUCAGACGAAGUGCACCAGCACCUCCUUCCAAUGCCCAUGCCCAUGCCCGUGCCCCUCUUCUCUGCGUCCGGUGACCUCUCUAAGGAUGCAGCAAGUGAGGUGUUUGCUGAUUUUUCUGCCCUGCCGUCCACCGUCUCGGGUCUCGAUGACAUUAACUGGGAUGAAUGGAUCCUGUUCGACUCCCCCCCAGUCAAUGUUCCCCCACCGUCACUCCAACUGUCGGCUUUCUCCGACGGCCCCAUCGAGGAGGCUCACCCAAGCCCGAGCGAUGUUGCUGAUGACCCACCCAAUCGACGAGAGCCAGCUCUUCCCCUGGCCCCAGAAGAUGGCGAAGGCAACACAUCGAAGGAGCCGUUGAACUCCGAUGAUUUCAUCGAGGCUGACCCACGCCCGGGCGAGGAACAUCACAUCCAAGCCCACCGAUCAGAGCAAGUUACCCCCCUGGUGUCCGACCGUUGGGAUGCGUUGGGGGAGCUGGAUAAGCGGGAAUACAUUAUCUUGCCCCUUUCUCAAGUGAAGAUACUGAAGCUGGUCUAUGAGCGAGACGGGGAUGAGAUGUACCAGAUAGUAGGAUGGACAGAUUUACAAGAAACAUGGGGCGCGCAAGAAAAACCUUGGAAGUACUCAGGUUCUGCUGGUAAGCUCAGCACCUGUGCUGUGAAAAACAUUUCUCACACCUCACUUCUCGCAGAAGAUCCAAUCAUCAUCGACGGACCAAUGAUUCCCACCAGCUUGCCUUGUGGUUCUGAUCGGUUUAUCGCCAUUCCAUCCCUUCGACGGAAUAUAGAGAGUGUUCCAGGGGGUUAUGAGGUAUAUGCCGAUAUGACAUUGGACGAUUUGCAGGAGCAUGGAGGGUUGGAACUGCUGGCAGCUUAUUACUCCUGGAAGAACAGAUGUCGUCAAACGGGGUCACGUGGAUCACGUCAGCAUUGA
Messenger RNA from Paracoccidioides lutzii Pb01, 1041 nucleotides. RefSeq lists its product as hypothetical. The transcript has a single exon. Bases 1 to 1041 code for a protein of 346 amino acids. The record is from RefSeq and is a predicted model, not a curated record.